Messenger RNA from Enhydra lutris kenyoni (northern sea otter), 3486 nucleotides. RefSeq names its product cadherin like and PC-esterase domain containing 1. Lineage: Eukaryota; Metazoa; Chordata; Mammalia; Carnivora; Mustelidae. The coding region runs from base 257 to 3343 and encodes 1028 amino acids. The transcript is spliced from 22 exons. The record is from RefSeq and is a predicted model, not a curated record.
UUUGUUUUGUUUUGUUUAACCCAGACCAGCCACUUUUCACUGUCAUCCAUGGAAGGGAUCUUAUUAACCGCCUCAGACUUUGGGGACCUAUGACUCUUUGGCAUGAACCCUUCGGAAAGUUCUUCAGCGGGGAUGGAGCGAUCUUGAUUUCAAUUGUGGAAAGAGAAGGCUGAUCUGUACUUUUCAUGCUGACAAAAAAUAGCUGCUAUGACUUCUCCGGCAACGUGGACAGGGGCCAAGUGAAGCUGAACUGGUCAUGGUCUGUCGUCCAGUGUUCCCUUGUCGCCGGCGAUUUUGUCCCCGGCCCUUCUUGGUGGGCUUGGUGGUGGCAGUUUGUCUCUUCUACCAGACCCUGACCCUCCGAGGGACGAGGAAGCUCACAGCCGCUGUCCCUGGGGCUGCCACGAACACACCCCCCGAAACCCGGGCAAGCAGAUGCAAGAAGGGAUUCUCCCCCGACAGUCAGUGCUUCCUUCCCUCCGGUAAUGCCCAGGAUAUCAGAAAGAUGGAGAGAUCAAUAGAGGCACACUUUGGCAGCCAUGACAGAAGGGCCAUACUCUACAGGCCUCCUUCCUUCAGCAAAAUGGAGCUUCAGCUCCACCAACACAUUCUCACUCAGCAUCGCUAUACGGUUGUCAUCGCUGAAGAAAGGCUCGGUGCUGGCCUUGGGCUGGGGCUGCUAGAAAAAGGUGAUUUGGGCGCAUGGGAUCUGCUCAUUUGCCUGUCUUCUAGGAAAGCUGGUGGAAAACCUUGCAUAUCCAAAGAAGACGUAUGCCAUUUAGGUUUACAUCAAAAGGUAAACAUAUUACCAGAUAUACAGCAUCAGCUUUGCAGAAAAGAAGGAUUAUGCCAAAUAAUUAGAAGAUUUCCAGAACUACGACUUCCGGUGAGCCCUUCUGUAUGUCUGGAUCAGAACGUGCAGUUAAAGCUGAGUACUUCGAGUCACUUUUUAAAAACAGUGAAGCCACAUAUGUGGAAACCAUGGGAUUGGCGACGUGAACAGCUGAAUCAAACGACAGUCCUUGCUCCACAUGAAACAGUCUUCCGAGCUGAAGAAAUAUCUGUGAUUCUUAAAGCGUAUGUGUUGGUGACGUCCUUAACACCUUUGCGUGCAUUCAUUCACUCAACUGGCACAGUUUGGAAUCCACCAAAGAAAAAACGCUUCACUGUCAAGCUGCAAACAUUUUUUGAGACAUUCCUGACAGCCAGUUCACCUCUUCAGGCUUUUGAUAAUAUGAAGGAAGCAAUUAGCAAACUCCUCCUAGCAACUGAAGUAUUCAGCGAAACAUCUACUCUGGGACCAAAGGCCUUCAAUAGAUGCAGAUUAUGUUUUCAACUUUUCACCUUUGACAUUGGUUACUACAGUUUCCCAGACCCUGUAGUGCUCCAGGUGCAUGAGCAUUUAAAUUUUCAAGAUGAUGAUAAUACGGAUUUUGAGGACCAAAACACAGAAGAAUUCCUUUUACAAGAUACUUUCAAUUUUCUCUUCUCUAAUGAAUCUUCACUUCCAAUGUUUUCUGAGAUACUUCAGGGACUUUAUAGAUCAGGUGUUUUUAAGAGUGAAAACUAUCAGAAGGAACAAAACCAAUGCCUGUCUUUAGAGGAGAUGAACUCAAUUAUGACUUUCAUAAAGGAACUUGGGAACUUGGGGCAAUUCCAACUGCUCUUCCCAUCUACUACUCCUGGGAUUCGAUCUUUGAUGCGUGAAUUUUAUGAUAUGGCAAAACCUGUAGGACAACCUGGUUCAGUCCUGACUCAGUCCUGGUCUCUUUUAAAUGUAUUUGAACAGUUUCAGCUCCUGAAUAAAAAGGCACAGCUACAUCCACUGGAAUGGAAUUCUUUCACAGAGGAUGAGAACAUUGAAAAACCACAAGUGCCAUCUGAUGCAACUGGAAAUAAAAAAGCUGUUGUUCCACGAAUUAUGAAUGAUACCAAAGAAGUUCGCUGCAGUAACGAUGACACACAAUGUUUUAUCAAGCAGAUCCUCACACAUCCACAUUUGGAACUAAAUCCUGAAUUUAACCCGAAGAUCAAGGAUUACUACUCUGAAGUCCCAUUUGAUGUGGUCAUGGUGACAAUUGGAGCAGAGACUUCUAAGUGUCAGUGCAAGGUGUACCUGCAUGAUCGGGCAGGACCAAGCUUUGCCAACUAUCCUCUGGGUUUGGGAAUGAACAAAAUCUCAAUGCUGGUGGUGGAUGAAUCUCCAGCACAGGGGGAGACCUUGAUCACGUACAAACUCACCAUCUACAGAGAAGACCGUCCAAGUCUGCCCUUGUUUGAGGACUUCACAGCAUGUGGUUUUGUGCAGGAUUGUGGUUUGCUGAUUCACCCAGAGGAAACCUGUGGGUUACAGCCUAUUUCCUCUGACUACAUUGAAGCCAUUUCACAGCCCGAACUAAAGAUCUGUCCAUCUGGCGACACAACAGGCCAAUGGAUCGUGCCUUGCCUUAGCUGUUCAGACAACAGGACCUGCGACUGGAGAGAAAUAACUUGGCAACCCCACGACUGCCAGUAUGGUGUUCUCACUAAGCCCCAACUCCAGCAGUGCCUGGGAGGAAGGAAGAUUCUUUUCAUUGGAGAUUCAACCAACAGAGGGAUAAUGUACUACCUGAUCGAAAGACUGAAUGAAACCCUGCAGGAAUGGCAGAAGGUGCAUGGGACGAAAUUCUAUCACAACGUCAACGGUGGGAAGACUUUGAUCAGUUACUCCUACUAUCCCCAGUUCUGGAUAAGCCCUUCAUUGAGACCAACAUUUGAGAAAGCGCUCGAACAUCUCUUGCAAAGAUCCCGCCCCCUGGAGAACACGGGCCAGACGGUGUUGGUUGUUGGUGGUGUCCAGUGGCUCAAUUCCAAUCACCUACAGAUUAUUCACAAGGUUUUGAAGAGGGAAAAUUUACUCAAUAUCCUUGUGAUCAUCAAAACUUUGGGAAUUGGAUUUCAUCUCCCAGUGGAUGGAUUGCAUUUCUUGACACAGAGUGAAGUUCAGAACUUAUGGAAGGAAAAUGUGAUUAUUCUGGAUGCCGCAAAAACCUAUGGCUAUGAAGUGGUUGACACAUUUACUAUAACGAUGGGACGAUACAAGGAGUUUUUGCAAGGGACAUGCGGGUGCCAUUUUCAUGAGGUAGUGAAAUCAAAGCUAUCCAAAGAAUAUCACUUUAUUAAAAUGAAACAAUCAAGUAAUCACAUUGUGGGGAAAUAUUUCAGCAAUCAAAGCAAACUACAACGACGACGACAAGACUCUGUAACAAAUUUUCAGUCCCCCUAUCACGUCAGAGGUCCAAUUAAUCAGGUUUGCUCUGAAAUCCUUCUCAGCAGGAUGUGUGUGAGUGAAAGAACUGUGUAGACUCCCUGCAGGAGGCCUGAACUUGGAAUUGGAGGCAAGCCACUCACUCACCUGGGCAGUGGUCUAAGAACCAAAUCCUGUAUGUCACGUGUAUUUGGACCGACCGCACACCCAGGAACCUGGGCACACACAUACACACCAAC